AUCUACAUCUUUACAAUCAAACUCUCCAUCUCUAUUCUUAUCAUUCCAAGCAAAUACAUCUACUUCUCACAAUGGAUUUCGUCAACAAGGCUAUGGGCAAGGAGGAGCGCUCCACUCAGGGAACUGCUCCCGCUGCUCCCCAAGCAGGCGGCCAGGUCCAGAAGGACGACUACGCCGACAAGGCUUUUUCCAUGGGCGCCAAGAAGAGCGGCCACAACAUGGAUCGCAACACCCAGGAGAAGAUUACGGAUGCAGGCCGUAACAUGUACGAAAAGGUGACAGGAAACAAGGUCGACCCCAAGUGGUCUAAUUAAUGAACGGACGAGUUAUGAUUUACAACAAGACUGUACAAUAGUAAUAAUAACAUCAUAUCAAUGCCGC
Messenger RNA from Trichoderma harzianum CBS 226.95, 381 nucleotides. RefSeq lists its product as hypothetical. Bases 72 to 314 code for a protein of 80 amino acids. NCBI's taxonomy places the organism in Eukaryota, Fungi, Ascomycota, Sordariomycetes, Hypocreales, Hypocreaceae. The transcript has 3 exons. The record is from RefSeq and is a predicted model, not a curated record.